Molecule: messenger RNA, 1925 nt
Organism: Urocitellus parryii (Arctic ground squirrel)
Lineage: Eukaryota; Metazoa; Chordata; Mammalia; Rodentia; Sciuridae
Gene: Mcub
Product: mitochondrial calcium uniporter dominant negative subunit beta
Biological process (GO): mitochondrial calcium ion homeostasis; calcium import into the mitochondrion
Cellular component (GO): uniplex complex
Molecular function (GO): calcium channel inhibitor activity
Source: RefSeq, a predicted model, not a curated record
CCGGGAGCCGCGGGCGCCGACUGGGGAGCCGCGGGCGCCGGCUGGGAGCCCGCCGCGCGGGAGGAUGCGCCGCUGACGCCGAGAGUUCCCGGCUCCGAGCAGGAGGAUGCUCUCGAGGGGCCUCUGGCUGGGGCGGCUGCUGCCGAACCCCGGAGUCCCGGGCCGAGCUCGAACGAGGCCACCGACACCGACGCCCCAGGUUUUUUGUGUGAAGAUGCAUGARAAUCUGAACUCCUACCCACGGUGCCUUUAUAGCACAGCAGAGCCACCUGAUGAAAUUACAGUUCAUUAUAGACACGGUCUUCCUUUGAUAACACUGACUUUGCCAUCCAGAAGAGAGCGCUGUCAAUUUGUAGUCAGGCCGAUGUUGUCAACAGUUGGUUCAUUCCUUCAGGACAUACAAAAUGAAGACAAAGGUGUCAAAACUGCAGCUGUCUUCWCAGCAGAUGGCAAUGAGAUUCCAGCCUCAACUUUGAUGGAUGUUUUGCUAAUGAAAGAUUUUAAGCUAGUCAUUAACAAGAUAGAAUAUGAUGUACAGUGUCCUCAAAAAGAAAAAUCAAGCUAUGUGCACAUGACUGAGAUGGAAAGUGUGAAAUCCUUGGUUCACAGACUGUUCACAGUCCUACAUUUAGAAGACUCUCAGAAGAAAAGAGAACAACACUUGUUGGAGAAAAUUGACCACCUGAAGGAACAGCUGCAGCCCCUUGAGCAGGUGAAAGCUAGAAUUGAAGCUCGCUCUGAGRCCAAAACCAGAGGACUCCUUUGGGCUGGAUUAGCUCUGCUGUCAGUUCAGGGUGGGGCACUGGCCUGGUUCACCUGGUGGGUGUACUCCUGGGAUAUCAUGGAACCAGUCACAUACUUCCUCRCAUUUACAAAUUCCAUGAUCUACUUUGCAUACUUUAUACUAACUCGACAGAAUUAUACUUACACAUUGAUUAGCAGAAGGCAAUUGCUUCAGUUCUUCCAUAAGAAAUCAGAGCAACAGCAUUUUGAUGUGGAACAAUACAACAAGUUAAAAGACGACCUUGCUWCGGCUAAAGAAGCCCUGAAACGUGUGCGCCAUUCUCUCUACUUGAGGAUGCAAGUAGAAGAACUCAGUGAAAAGAAUUAAUCUCACAUUUUUAAACACCAUUGGAUUUUCCAUUUUGUAUUGAUUUUGUAAUUUCCAAACUGGAUGUUUUUGAGUCUCAUAGUUCAUUUUAAUUUUACUGUCUAAUCUUUUUAGUUAAUAAAUUCAUGUAAAACAGAAKUACUUGUAGAAGUUUUCACUUGACAUUCUUGGUGUGUAGAUGUUUGUGACUUGUUAUUGUAGACAGCCUGUCUGCCUCUUCCAAGCAGCAGCUGCUGCAGUCGGCUAAAAAUCCUCACUACCCUGACCUGUGUCCAUCCCUUUGUGGAGGCAAAGCAGUGUGUGUGCUUGGCAUCCACUUUCAAUCUCAGGCUUUGUUUGGAAUUGAUUUGUCAUUAACUCCUUUUUUUCACACUCAGUAAUUAGAAGACCUUUAUCAAAAAGGUAUGUUUUGUCUCUAACUGCAGUUGGUAUUUUCUGAACUGCAACUGAAAUACAAGCUAAGUAUUGCUUUUGAACUAGCAGCUCACAUGUCCCAGUUCUCAAAGCCCAAACAUUUAAUCUUCUUCAUCCCAACAAGUUACUAUCAGAACAGUAUUAUUCAAAUUUUAUAUAAGAACUAAGCUUUAAAAGUAAUAUGUUAUUCUGUUAAUGUGACAGUCAGUGAAUGAGUCUGAUGAUGGUCGAACAAUGUAACUGGAAGUGGAAGAUGCUGCCAAAUCAUGUUUUGCAGGUGUUUAUCCUACAGUGCCCAAGAAUUACUGUGAACUGUAUUCACCCUCAUAAGUUCAUAAACUAGUUCUUGAAGGUUUUUUUUUUAAAUGGGAGUUAAAUCAUAUUUAAAAAUGUGUUUAUU